AUGGAGGUGCUAAAAUACAUUACAGGAGACUACAUCUUCAAGAAGGCAGCCGGUUACCUUUCCGUGGAGGAAGACGCUGCUCCAAUCCAAUUCAACACCACUUUCAGCGUCGCGUCCCUCACCAAGCUUAUCACCACCAUUGCCGCGCUCCAAUGCGUAGAAAGAGGCCAGAUCACGCUCGACGAGCCAACCGACAAGCUGCUGCCCGAACUUGAUGCUUUGCCAUUGAUCGAACCAGCCGAAGAUGACGAGCACCCGUUUAAGUUGAAAGCAGCCACGAGAAAGAUUACUUUGAGGCAUCUACUGACCCACGCGAGCGGCGUUUGCUACGACAUCAUGGACCCCUCCGUUAUGGCCUGGCGCGCUUCGCGCGGGGAAGAAUCGAUGGCGGUGAAGCCGGAUAUCCUGAAGGCGUUCACUUUUCCGAGACUCUUCGAGGCCGGAGAGGGAUGGUCUUACGGGACGUCAGUUGAUUGGGCCGGAUUCUUGGUCGGUAGGCUUAACAAGACCACACUCGAGGAGUAUUGCGACGAAAAUAUUUUCAAGCCUUUGGGAAUGGAUUCGACAACUUGGCGAUUGGACAAGAAGCCGGCAGUGGCAGAGAGAUUGAUGCCGAUAUCUUUGAGAGCGCCAGACGGGAAACUGGUACCGGGGCCAACAAAUUUCAUAUCAGAAAAGCCCCUGGUCGAUGAGCUAGGAGGGUCUGGCUUACACACUUCAGUCCCGGACUACACUCGUGUUCUGGCAGAUCUUCUGAAAGAGUCACCGGCUUUGUUGAAGAAAGAGACUGUCGACAUGAUGUUUACGCCCCAAUUUGAAGUAGGGAGUAAGUCACAUGAGGGGGAGUUCAAACAAGCGGGCUUCACAAGUCGUAGUCUCGUGGGUGGGACGGUCCACGAAUGGAUGCGACCGAAGCUAAAUUGGGGACUUGGUGGUGUCGUAACAACUGAAGAGAUCAAAACGGACGUCUACUACAAGCCGAAAGGAACGUUAUGUUGGAGUGGGAUGCCGAAUUUAGUCUGGGCGAUCAAUAGGGAAUUAGGACUUGCAUGGGUAUAUGCUACGCAGAUUCUGCCCCAGGACGACGAUUUCAGUCUGAACUUGGUCAAGCAGUUUGAAACCGAGGUAUGGAAGAUGAAGCCAUGACGGCCCACGGCAAAACCUAACUCCAAGAGGGGUGAACGAGAUCAGGUGGCGCCAAAGAAGAAAGCUGUGUACUUCUUCACUCGGG
Messenger RNA from Mytilinidion resinicola, 1231 nucleotides. RefSeq names its product beta-lactamase/transpeptidase-like protein. Lineage: Eukaryota; Fungi; Ascomycota; Dothideomycetes; Mytilinidiales; Mytilinidiaceae. The coding region runs from base 1 to 1146 and encodes 381 amino acids. The transcript has a single exon. The record is from RefSeq and is a predicted model, not a curated record.